Messenger RNA from Alternaria arborescens, 192 nucleotides. RefSeq lists its product as hypothetical. Lineage: Eukaryota; Fungi; Ascomycota; Dothideomycetes; Pleosporales; Pleosporaceae. The transcript has a single exon. The record is from RefSeq and is a predicted model, not a curated record. Bases 1 to 192 code for a protein of 63 amino acids. Gene Ontology annotation, molecular function: oxidoreductase activity.
AUGCCUGCACUCUCAUACGAUGGCAUGGCGGACUUUUGGGUGCGAAACUACGAGGAUUUCGAGAAAGCCUACGAAGAUCCUUUCUACUUGGAUGUCGUGAAGAAAGAUGAGGAAUACCUGUUUGACCUAGAGAGUUUGCGUGUUACUGCAGGUGUAGAGUACUGUGUUAUCGAGGAUGGGAAAGUGGUUUAG